AGUUUAAGAUUUUUGGUGUUUUUUUUUGUUUAGUAACCUGUGUUUUCAUGAAGACUGUGUUUGUCUGAGGCAACAUAUGCCGGGUCCGGCAGAGUUCUUGGUUUUUGAAACUGAAGUUAUGCCGGUUCCGGCAUAAAGUUAUGCCUGUUCCGGCAUAACUUCAUGAAUUAAGUUAAUUUAUGUGUGUCUUGGUUUUUUGGUGUUGUCUUGUUAAUAAUUUUGGUUUUUAUGCAAUCUUAUGUGUUUUUGGUGUUGUUUUGUUAAUAAUGUUGGCUUUUUAUGCAAUCUUAUGUGUUUUGGUUCUUUCUUCUAUUAUGCAGGUAUUUGUGUACCAGUCUAGGGGCUGAUUUUUUAUUAUGGUAUAUGUUAAUUAUUUUCAUUCUCAUUUUUGGUUUAUUCUUAUGUAAAUUCUUGGUUUCUGUUGACAUUAAUUUUUCUUUUAUAGGAGGAACAUCCCUUGGUUAAGUUUGAACACUAGGUUGAAGGAGGUGGCAUGUGGAGUGGUGAUUUUCAUUUUCGGAGUUUGAUUUUGUCCUUUUUGAGUGUCUCUCAAUUGGACUUGUUGAAAAAGGGUGUGUUUGGACAGUUUAUGGAUUUGGUUGAUGUCCACCUGAGUGAUAGUAUUUUCCAUUGCUUGAUCUUAUCGCAACUUUCAUCUAGUAAUGAUAGUGCGUUAAAGUUUAAGAUAUUUGAUCGCGUGUGUGUAUUUGAUUCCGAGUCUUUCCGUCUUAUUACUGGUUUGGAUUCUUGUGUUGGCGAUUUUAGUGUUGUGUCUAGCAGACCAAAUAGAUUGUUGAGACUUUAUUUUCCAAAUCAUGAUAGAAUAAGGUUGUGUGAUCUCAAGAGUUUCUUACAGAUCAAGUCAAGUAAUCGUACUGGUGGUUUUUGGGAAAGAUCUAGUGAUCCUGUUAGACUUGCUGAGGUCUAUAUAAUGGAGAGGGUUUUGUUGGGUCGUAAUGAGAAAUGUGUUGUUAAAGGUCAUCUAAUGAAGAUAAUUGAUGAUGACAGUCUUCGAGUGUCUUAUCCUUGGGGUUCUCUUAGUUUUAAUUGGUUGGUACGGUCGAUUCGUGGUUGUGUGAAGACUUUCAAGAGCAUGCCAUCUACACGUUAUAUGAUUAGUGGUUUCCCUUACGCUUUAAAUGUGUGGCUGUUGGAGGUUUUCCCUAUCUUUCGAGGGUUUUCAAGUUUUCAUGGUCUGAAGUCUCCUCGUAUGUUGUCUUGGGGUCCUUCAAAGCAAGUUGAUUAUAAAGUUAUUACUGAUAAUUUCUUCCAUGCUGAAAAAAGAUUCAAGAAAUUUAUUGUCCAUGCUGUUGUUGUUGGUACGGAACAAGAGAUCUUUGGAUUAUCCGAUUGCACUUAAAUUUCCUGAUGAUUCAGGCCCUUGUUCUUCCCGUGCGGUUUUGCCAUCUCAAGUUACUUCUCAGAUAGUUAAUGGUGUUUUGUCUAGUGUGAAGAAUCAACUUGAUGAUGAACGAUCUACAAUUGUCAAUCAAGUAAAGUUUGAAAAGGAAUUUGUGAAAGAAAAUGAAGACCGCGCAAAAAAAGAAGCACUUAAAGAAAUUGCUGCAAUUAAUAAUGCUUUUCAAUGCGGAGAUUAUGUGUUUUCUUCUAAUGAAGCAUCACAAAAUGUAAAUGAAGUAGCAGCUGCUGUUGAAGAUAGUAGAAAACGUCCGAGAUGCGAAGAUGGAAACAAAGAAGAUGAUGGUUAUCCUAAUUGGUGUUUGCUUACACCAAGCAGUACUCCAGUUGAGAAACGGUUGAGUUCUGCUGUUGAAGAUAUAUACUGUACUGCAGAAGAGUUAGGAAAGUGAAUUGAUUUUUUUGUUGUUAUUUACGGCAAGUGUUAUGUUAUUGUGUUUCCCCCUUUUUCGAAUGAUGUAUAUGUAAAUUGGUCUUUCAUUUCUGUACAUAUAAUGAAGUUUCACUUUUUCAAA
Molecule: messenger RNA, 1934 nt
Organism: Lycium ferocissimum
Lineage: Eukaryota; Viridiplantae; Streptophyta; Magnoliopsida; Solanales; Solanaceae
Exons: 4
Coding region: 1272-1811 (179 amino acids)
Source: RefSeq, a predicted model, not a curated record